Closterium sp. Yama58-4 is the source of this 603-nucleotide messenger RNA. The record is from the annotation of a GenBank genome assembly. NCBI's taxonomy places the organism in Eukaryota, Viridiplantae, Streptophyta, Zygnematophyceae, Desmidiales, Closteriaceae.
AUGGCGGCGCGAUUCGGAGGUGGAUUGCUCCUCGUAGCAGUCAUGUGCGUGGCAGCGGCGUGCGUUCCGAGAAGCUGCCGCGCGCAGCCUCCUCCGCCGACGAAGGCGCAGCUGCGCGCGGAACUGCAGAGCAUGGCGAAGAGCAUCGUGAAGCGGUACCCGCAGUACUCGCGAUACGCGCAGGACGCCACCAAAUACAUUAACUUCGCACUCAAUUCCAAGUACGACCUGUCGGCACUGCGAGACGCGUCCAUCCUCAUCCCCAACAACGUGCAGGCAGAAGCCCUCGCUAAGAGAAUCCCCGCUAAGAGCAGCAGCGUCCCCACACUGUACAACAUAACGGCGUUCCACAUCCUGCGGCGCCGAAUGACCCUCCCGCAGAUGAGGCAGGUGAAGCUGCGGACGGCGAUAGGAACUCAGCUGAGGCAGCCGCUCUUCAAGAUGACGCCGAUGGGAAACAACAGCGCUGUGUCGUUUGCUAGGGGGCCGUACUUGAAGGUGGACCAGUGGACCACCAUUCGCAUCCCGGGGCUGUACGUGGGGCGCUGGUUCAUUGCCCAUGGGGUGGAUCGGGUGAUCAUCCCUACUCACACCAAGAUAUGA